Bacidia gigantensis is the source of this 639-nucleotide messenger RNA. RefSeq lists its product as uncharacterized. Bases 1 to 639 code for a protein of 212 amino acids. The transcript is spliced from 2 exons. Lineage: Eukaryota; Fungi; Ascomycota; Lecanoromycetes; Lecanorales; Ramalinaceae. Gene Ontology annotation, molecular function: polygalacturonase activity. The record is from RefSeq and is a predicted model, not a curated record.
AUGCGCUUCUAUUCACUCCUUUUGACAUUGCCCUUGGCAUUGGGCGAGAAGUUGGUUAUUCCGUCUGUAGAACAGGCCGUUGCGAAGGAAAACGAACAAUUCUCGGUUUAUACUGAUUACAUUGACGGACCCACUGGCAUAGCGAAAUCUGUCGCGUCCAAGCCAACGCCAAAGGUCCUCGCGCAGCUACUCAAGCAACAGUCCGCUGCUGCUGUCGCUGUUUCGACACCGUACUGGUAUGAGCAAAUUACGCACCAAGGCAUCUCACCCAACAAUGCCAACGCAGCCUACAAGGUGUACCGUAAUGUGAAGGAUUAUGGGGCCAAAGGCGAUGGCAUCACGGAUGAUACGGCAGCUAUUCAAGCAGCGAUGAGCGAUCAGACUAGAUGUGGUCCAGGCUCAUGUCAAUCAUCCACUGUCUCUCCGGCUGUCGUCUACUUCCCUUCCGGAACGUACAUUCUCUCAAAGUCUAUCAUCAUGUACUACUACACUCAGAUGAUUGGUAAUCCUAACGGCGUGCCUGUAUUGAAGGCUACCGCCGGCUUUUCUGGUCUGGGCUUGAUCGAUGGGGAUAUGUAUGAGCCCGGCAAUGCAGCAGGUGUCUUAGAGUUUGGAGGUUCGAGCGAAGAGAUCGAAUAA